AUGAUUUCAUCACUACUCUGGCAUUUAUAAGUACUCCACCCCACAUGGUCAAAACUUCAAGAAACCCCAACCCUGUGCAUUUUUAUUUUAAUCAGGUAGCACCUGGAAGUUGUAGUUGUCAGUAAAAAAACCCGAGUUUCACAAGUCUUGAGCACUAAACUCCAAGAGAGAGUCAGAGCGAGAAUAGAAGGAAGUUGUUGUGUGCUUCCAAGACAUUGAAGAUGGUGAAGGAGUAAUUAGCCUUUCUUAGAAUACUCGCCAUGUGUUGGAUAGAUUUGGUGGGAGACGUGUUUCCCCUGGAAGAAUCAAAGCCUGGGAACACACACUUUUGUUUUGUUCGUGCAAGAACAAGAAGACAAGGCCAAUGUGAACAAACUCACUCGGAUUUGUCAAUAGAAACAAGGAAGACAGAUCUCUCAAGCAUGAAUUUUAGCUUGUGUUUGAGCUCCCCGAUCAUUUCCAUACUUGUACAUUUCCUUCUUGUUGCUUCUUUGCUUUGUCCUGUUUGUUCCUCAGAAAUGGGCAACGCCCCAGUUGCCAACCAGACUUUUAAGCCGCAAGAAGAGGUUCACAAGAUGAACAUCAUAAGAACUCGUCUUCAGCAAAUCAACAAGCCCCCUGUUAAGACAAUUCAGAGUCCUGACGGUGAUGUAAUAGACUGUGUGGUGUCUCAUCAGCAACCAGCUUUUGAUCAUCCUAUGUUGAAGGGACACAAACCACUGGAUCCUCCCGAAAGGCCUAAAGGUCAUAACCAAAGGGACCUAUUGAGUGAGAAUUUUCAGCUAUGGACCAUGUCAGGGGAGUCAUGUCCAGAAGGUACAAUUCCAAUUAGAAGAACAAAAGAAGAAGACAUGUUAAGAGCUAGUUCUGUAAGCAGAUUUGGAAGGAAAAUAAGCAGGCGUGUUAGAAGGGACACCAGCAGCAAUGGCCACGAGCAUGCAGUUGGGUAUGUGAGUGGAGAACAGUACUAUGGAGCAAAGGCUAGCAUAAACGUGUGGGCACCCCGUGUGGCAAAUCAGGAUGAAUUCAGCCUGUCCCAAAUGUGGGUCAUAUCUGGUUCAUUUGGGGAUGAUCUCAACACUAUUGAAGCUGGUUGGCAGGUCAGCCCCGAGCUCUAUGGGGACAGAUACCCCAGAUUCUUUACUUAUUGGACGAGUGAUGCAUAUCAAGCAACUGGAUGCUACAAUUUACUGUGCUCAGGUUUUGUUCAAACUAACAAUAGAAUUGCAAUUGGGGCUGCAAUUUCUCCAACUUCUUCCUAUGCCGGUGGGCAAUUUGAUAUUAGUUUGCUGAUUUGGAAGGAUCCAAAGCAUGGGAAUUGGUGGCUUGAAUUCGGAUCCGGAAUCUUAGUCGGGUAUUGGCCAUCGUUCUUGUUCACACACCUGAGGGAUCAUGCAAGCAUGGUGCAAUUUGGUGGAGAAGUGGUGAAUUCAAGGCAAUCAGGCUCUCACACUUCAACCCAAAUGGGUAGUGGUCAUUUUGCAAGUGAAGGGUUUGGAAAAGCUUCAUACUUUAGGAAUAUGCAAGUUGUGGAUUGGGACAACAACUUGGUACCCUUGUCAAAUCUUAGGGUUCUAGCAGAUCACCCCAAUUGCUAUGACAUUCAAGGAGGGAUUAAUAAUGUUUGGGGGAAUUACUUUUACUAUGGUGGACCUGGGAGAAAUGUGAGAUGUCCCUAAGGGGAUGAAUUUUUUUUAAUUUUUUUUUCUUUAAUUUUAUAUUUGGUCAUUUUUGGGUUUGGGUGACAUUGGUUUUCCUUCUCAAGGGCAUGCAAGAAGCUUGGGUCAUGGGGUCAUUUAUUCUUAUAUUUAAUUUACAUUUGUUUGUUAAUCAACGAUUUUUUUUUUAUUUUGACUAACCAGUCACCCAUUGAUUAUACCAUUACCACCUGGACUCCUAUGUAAAUCUUUAAAGAGAAAUAGUAAAUAUAUUUCUUCGUUUUUCUA
Vigna umbellata (rice bean) is the source of this 1946-nucleotide messenger RNA. Its product is annotated as carboxyl-terminal proteinase, putative (DUF239). The record is from RefSeq and is a predicted model, not a curated record. NCBI's taxonomy places the organism in Eukaryota, Viridiplantae, Streptophyta, Magnoliopsida, Fabales, Fabaceae.